UUUCCGGCCCAGGCUACACUGUUGUGUUUACACCAAUUAGCAAGUUAGCUAGCGUAGAGCAGCACGCACGAUGCCAGCGCUGAGCAAAUUCAACCACCCCGCCAAAGUGUAACCUUUCUCCAGUGGUCGAGGCUAUUGUUUGCGGGGUUUUUGCCGGGCCACUCUUGCCAUCAUCAUGUCGAAUGGCGCGGCUCUCCACAGACAGAUCGGCUCCAUCAUCACCGCCCUGUGCAAUGCCGCCGCGGCGCAGAUCACCAAAGUGGUGGAGGACGGCAUGGUGGUGCUGCGCCUGGAGGUGACCCAGCGAGAACACGAGAUCCGGCGGCUGAGGAGCAGCGUGGAGGUGCUGCACGGCGAGCUAAGAGCCGCCCAUCGCGCGGCGGACAGCCUGCGGAAAGCACAACAGCAUCAGCAUCAGCAUCCCCGAGGGGGCGCUGAGGCUGAGAGGCCCGAAAAGCUCCAAAGCGACUUUGCCAACGUUGAAGUGGCGGUGAAGUGCGAACCCGCGGAACAGGCGGCAUGCGGUCAACCCGAACCAUCGACGGAAAGACUCGGUGAAAACCAGAUUGAUGUUCCAGCGGGCAUCCGGCAAACGGGAGCGGCUGGCCGCGGGCCACACCGCCAGCUGUACAGCAGCAUGCGGCGGCGGAUGGUCAACCGGCUGAUGUUCAAGCGGGGUUUCGCCUGUCCCUUCUGCGGGAAAUGUUUUGAGCAUUCCGGAAACCUGGAGCGGCACAAGAGGAUCCACACAGGAGAAAAGCCGUACCGCUGUGACAUCUGCGGGAGACGCUUCAACCAGAAGUGCAGCCUCAAAGAGCACACCAAGAUCCAUCAGAGAUGUCUUCAGUCAGCACCAGCUGACAUCCAAGGGUACCCAUCAAAGCAUCCGAGCACCGACAGCCGUCGUCCAGCAGAGGGAGACAUCACUUCCACAGCCGAGCGUGUUUCCACCAACCGUCCGGAAUUGUCCCGCACGCCAACGAUCAAGUCGGAACCUGUUGAGGAGAGCGUGAUGCAGCCUGAAAGGGAAGCGGCGGACAAGCAGAAGUCACCAAGUUUACGUGACGGAACAAAUGAUCGGUCACCACAGAAUAGUGCGGCAGUAGCUCAACUUAUCCCGCCUCACGUUGAAGCCUCUUGCAGCACCUUCGACUUCCCUCCAAAGCCUUACGGAGAAAACAACAACAACGUGAUGUCAUCGCAGCUGGCGUACCCUCGCGCUGCCGCCGGCCCCCACGGUCCGCAGUGGGAGCCGUCCGGCCGCCCUCGAAACGGCUCCGGUUCCUUUUACCAGGGGUCCCGGCCCAAGAAGUGUUUCUUCUGCUCAUACUGCGGUAAGAUGUUUGUGCGCGCCGGCCACCUGGAGCGACACCUGCGCAUCCACACGGGCGAGAAGCCCUACGGAUGCCACAUCUGCGGACGGUGCUUCAACCAGAAGUCCAGCCUCAAGUGCCACAUGAAGACACACAGGAACGACAAGACCGAGGAAGUACAGGGGCCACACCCCCUCAUGUGCCCGAUACUCGACACUUGCCCGCAGUCGGCGACCGAUCCCGAGCAAGGACCGGCGGCUUUGGGCGACACAGUGACCGAUCGCCCGUACGGAGAGGCGGGAGAGAGCAAUGCCUAUUUAGAACCCGGUGAGUGGCGGGAUUACUCCGCCAAUGGCGAGCUGCCCUACCUGGAUAUGCUUGAUCCGUUCUCGCAGGUAGGAAUGGCAGCGCACGAGGAUGGGACCAUCCUAGACUUCGGUCUGCCGUCCUCGGACUCGACUCAAAACUGCUACAUCUGUUCCGCCUGCGGGCAAAGUUUUGACUCGUACCAUCUUUUCGAGAGGCACCAAUGCAAAAGCGAAACAUUGUUCAAGUGCGACGUCUGCGGUCAGGGCUUCGACCACACAGACAAACUGCAGCUGCACAUGAAAGCCCACCAGUAGGAAAAAACGUUUGACGUCCUUUUUGUGUCUUUGAGCUCAUCUCAUUUCCAUCUUUGCAGUGACAAUUAAACAGCAACUGGCGAUGGAAACUGCACUUUCCAUCGCUUCAUUGAAUAAAUGGUAGGAAAAUGCGAUCACUCAUUCUGCCAGUUGUUGAUGAUAACUGUCACGUUGCUCAAUAGAAGAAAAAAAAAAAAAGAACAGAACUUCCAAUAAUCCACAGUCAAACAAAUCCACAUCAAAUACAGCGGUUACGUGGAGGUAUUUUGGGUGGUGGUGGGGCAUCUACCAUGUCUAUGAAACUGCAGAGGGUAAAACGUGUUCGAAAGUGCCACCUUGCACAAUAGAAAUCAACAAAAUUAUUACCGAUAACACAAUCCACACUCAAAAAGACUCUGAGGCACAAAAAAGCCUAUACUGUAGCUAAAGAAGCUUCAAACUUACAGCAACUGCCACCUUGCACAAUAUAAAUAAGCAGCGGUCGUAGGAACUUUAACAACGACAAAUAAUCCACACGCCAAAAAUGUCCACGUCAUGUACGGGCUCAUGCGCGAGCAAUGUCGUUUCAUAAGAUUUAGUGUUACUUAACAGUCAUUAUUGAGAACCGUCAUCUUGCCCAAUAGAAAUACAGCAAAACCUUGAAUUAAUGGACUAACGGGGAGCGGUCGUCCGUUAAAGCUGUUUGUCUCUUAAUUUGAAGCACUUUUUUUUCAUGGCCUAAAAACACCCAGUGCAGUACAAAAUUAUUGUAAAUAAAUGUAAAAACGAAAAUGUUUAAAAAGUUGUGAAGUUUAUUCAAAUUGACCUUUAAACAUUGCUGUGAUGGUCUGAUACUGCCACGAAUGUGCUGUUGCAUGUUACCACUUAUAAACAGCUAUAUCCAAGUCCCUACUUUAACACACGUUCAUGUACUUACGCUUAUAUACAACACCUUUCUUAUCUUUGGUAGGAUCCACAUCAAAUUUCACUGUAAAAGCUUGGAGUUGUUUCCCUUACUCUCCUACUUGUCACUUACAGUUUGUUUUUGUAUACCGUGUUCCUCACUUACUUUGGCCACGGAAACUCACGACUCCAACUUCUUAAUAAAUUCCAAUUUGUCAGCAAUGCUAAGAUUACUACGCUUCCUUUUGUCACCUCCAUUACAAUUGGAUGCCAUAGUAAAGGCUUUGACAACUAACAACUACUGUAAUUUCUCGUGUAUAAUGCACACUAGUGUAUAACACGCACCCCCAAAGUUGACCUCAAAAUUUUUUUAAACCCUUCAACCUAUGUAAAAUGCAUUAUCUGUAUUUUGUUAGUUUUUUCAAAUAAUUAUUCUGAAGUUAAGCACUUCAUUUGAACACAUAAUACUUUCUUUUUAUUUACUUGCUCUUAUUUUGAAAUUCACAGCCCUACUUUUAUUUAGUAAAUGAGAAACACAAUGCAUACCUGUUACUGGAGAUGGUACAGCUUGUGGAAAGCACCACCUUGCACAAUAGGAGUCAACAAAACGACUACAGAUAACACUCAGUCUCACACGGCCACAUAUAAACCACAUCCGAAAAGAGUCCGUGACACAAAAAAAAUCUAGUCUAGCUAAAGAAGCUUCAAUUUUACAGAAACUGCUACCUUGCAUAAUAGAAACAAACGGAAAUAAUCCUGUCAAAGAACAUCUACGAUACAUAUCUAUGUAACUGAACAUGCUACAAAUUUUUCGACGCUGCCACUUUGCACAAUAGAAAUAAACAGAAUGACAACGAAUAAUCCACAUUGUUACAAACCCCAAUUCAAAUGAAGUUGGGAUGUUGUGUAAAUUGUAAAGAAAAAACAAUACAAUGAUUUGCAAAUCCUUUUCAUCCUAUAUGCAAUUGCAUACACUACAAAGACAACAUUUAAUGUUCAUACUGAUUAACUUUGUUAUUUUUGCCAAUAUUCAAUCAUUUUGAAUUUGACGCGUGUGACACGUUCCAAAAAAGCUGGGACAGGGGCAUGUUUACCACUGUGUACAUCACCGACUCUCUUUUUCUCAACACUCAAUAAGCGUUUGGGAACUGAGGACACUAAUUGUUGAAGCUUUGUAGAUGGAAUUCUUUCCCAUUUUUGCCUAAUGUGCAACUUCAGUUGCUGAACAGCUCGGGAUCUCCAUUGUCAUAUUUUGUGAGAGACAGGUCUCAUACUUUUUUACUACGAAUUUGCAGUGUUACAACACGUGCAGAAUGUUGCUUGGCAUUGUCUUGCUGAAAUUCAGGGUGGGUUUUCGGCCUUGCCGCUUACAUGCAGAGAGUUAUCCAGAUUCUCUGAAUCUUCUGGUGAUAUUAUGGACCGUAGACGAUGAACUCUCUAAAUUCCUUGCAAAUGUACUUUCAGAAACAUUCUUAAAAUGUUGACCUAUUUGCUCAUGCAGUUGUUCACAAAGUGGUAAACCUUGCCCCUUUCUUGCUUAUGAACAACUGAGCUUUUUCAUGCUCAUUUUACACCCAAUCGUGACUCUCACCUGAUUCGAGUUAACCUGUUCACCCGUGGAAUGUUCCAAACAGGUUUUGUUUUUUGUUUUGUAGCAUUCCUCAACUUUCCCAGUCUUUUGUUUCCCAUGUGCAAGCUUUUUUGGAAUGCGUUGCAGGCAUCAAAUUGAAAUAUGAAUAUUUGCAAAAAAGCAGUAACAUUCAUCAGUUUCAACAUUUAAUAUCUUGUCCUUGUUCUGUAUUCAAUUUAAUAUAUGUUGAAAAGUAUUUGCAAAUCAUUGUAUUCGUUUUACACAAUGUCCCAACUUCAUUGGAAUUGGGGUUAUUAAAUAAUUUAACCCUCAUGCAUCAUAAUCACAAUACAUACGUAGGAGUAAUUUUGAGACAAAAUAUGGUUCAGGCUUUUAAAUGUUAUAAGUAAGUCAUAAAUAUUUGGUUUACUUUCAACUCCUCAUUAUGAUCAAUGGCAUCAGACCUAUCCAUAGAUAUAUAGUUUUUAUUUUUUGAUGGCCUCUAUCGACAAUAAAAGCAGUAUUGCGUUAUGACCGUAACUCUAAAUAUGCUAUAUUAAAAAAAAAUAUAUAUAUAUAUAUAUUCAAAGUGGAAUAUUUGAUCUGAGAUAAUUAGAGCCUUGAAUAAGUCAAUAAAUCAUAACAUUAAUUUUGAUGAAGUAAGAACUUAUGAACAAAUCAAAACAAACAAGUUAAAAAAACAACUAAUGAAACAAUGAAAGAACAUGAAAUAAUAACUUUUUUCCCCCUCCACUUUAUAUUACAUCUAAUUCAAACAUUUACCACAAACGGGCUUCAUGUAUUUUUUUUGCAGAUAAAGUUACCACAUUUUAAACAUGUAUUUGAAGCCCUCAGUGGUUUUGGGCACAGGCUACAUUGCUUUCGCUUGGCUGAGGGUCCUGGGUGGGGCUGCUGCUCCUCAUGUUGUCCCUGCUCAUGGCGGGGUUGCUGGACCAUACAGUAGGCAGAAGCUCCCCUGAAGGGAUGGCUUCUCGUUUUGAAUGCAUGUAUUGUUUGAAUGAGCAGUGGCCCCCAAAAGAGACCAAAUGCUCAUCCACACAUACAUCUCUCCCCAGGUUGAUCAUUUGGGGCAUCGAUGUCGAUAACGUUGUGGCCGGGAGAGUCUGUCAUCAAACCGCAGGGUACGGUUUAUUUGGCAAAAUCGUCCAUGCGACAUUGAUGCCACAAACAUGGGCCGUCCGGUUUCCUUCCCCCACAGGCUCACGGUUUCCUCAUGCUUUGAUUUAUACGUACCCGUCAGGAUAAGCACCGCCAGGGGCCUCAUGUACAAAAGGUGCGUACGCACAACAACGUGGCGUCCGUUCUUUUUCACGGCAAAGUUCAGUUGUAUCAAGAGUGACAUGACCGUGGAAAUGUGCGGUGCCUCACGCCAACUUCAUGGCUGGCGUACGCACGUGUUGGUGCUUUGGCGACACUUCGAAGUGAUGCUGGGAAACUGUUAUAAUAAAUCUGCACAUCAGAGACAUGAACAAUUAGCACUGAUGAGCAAUUCAUGCCAGGCAACAAUUGAUUUCAAGAAUGUAAAAGAAGCAAGGACUCUGAAUUCACUUGUUUACCAGUGUAUUAAUGAAUCGCUGACAUUUGUGAGGACAGCUAUUAAUUGAUCAAGGUGAUCAUUUAUGCCGCCUAUUGCCCUCUCAAUCGCUUCUUGUGACUCCAGCACAUACACUGAAAAAAUUAAUAAAGUUAUUUGAAUUUAAUUAAUUUGAACAUGUACAUCAGUUGCACAUGAUUAACAUGUGUUGAAAUGACAUAAUUGACCCCUCUUCUAAAAUGUUUUUAUUUUUUUCAGUGUCCUCUCCUGUAUAUUAAAGUAAUAAAUUGAGUCAUCAAAAAGGACUCAAAGUUUAUGAAAUCCUCUUUGAUAUGGUGAUGUGCUUCUAUUUGAAUUCAAAAGAUUUAUUACAAAUACCAUACAUACAUUUACGCAUGGACCUUUAUCUCAGAGGGCUGAGUGUAGGUUACUGUAUGAACAUAUUUAUGAGUUAUAAAAAUACAUGGAAUUAACCUUGUGGGGUGAUCAGUCAGCCAUGUCCUCCCAUCACCCGUGAGAGAGCAGCGUCACCCAUAGUCGCAGCGAUUCUCUCCUCGAACAGGGUGAGGCCCUCCGCGCCGUUUUUUCCGCCUGUUUUGGCCACACUUUGGCGGUGGGCAGCUGUCCUUCGCUUCAAAUUCACCUUAAUGUUUCACCGCUUCUUUUUAACGUUAGCCUGUGUAUGUUGUUCCGACUGCACAGCAUUAACAGCCGCACACGUGCUGUCACUCCUCUUUCGCGAGUUGCUAACGCCAGAGUGCCAAAAGAUGAUUUUCUUGUGCACCUCCACUUCAUUGAGCAACUUCACGUUCAGAAUAAUUAUUUUCCUUCAUUACCUUACUUAUUGUGUUUUUUUCCUGAUCAUGCAGAGAUCGGGAUCUCAGGUGCAGGGUUCAUUUAAAUAUGGUUUGCAUAUUUAAUGUGGGCGUGGACACGGAGGGUUCGGCUCCUCCAACAUGUGCGCUCAUUUCCACGUUGAUUGGAAUGUACGAAGGAAAUGUGCUUGGAUUCAUGCGUACGCACACAUUCAUACAUCUGGAUAUUUUUGUGCGUACGACGUUUCCUGGAUUUGAGCGUACGCCAUGUUUUAGUAGUUUGUACAUGAGGCCCCAGGUCUUCCUCAUCCAGGCUGACCCAACCAGUGACUGACCUGUGGCCGAGCAAGUUGUUCAUGUCCUGGAUGUGCCUCAAAAUGUCCUUGUUAAAAAAAAAAAAAAAGGGUGAAUGCAGUCUCGGGGUUUCUGAUCCUGGCCAUUGCAUACUGUGUUGGGCCGGGGGUCGGAAUGGAAGGGGGGACAAAAUGCCUUGCCACCUCAUUUGUGGGAGACCGCAGGAUUGUCCUAUUCUUUGAGCAACAUGUGGCGACCUCCUCUUCUUAUGAGCUGCAAAGUUGCAAGGUGAAGUUCUCAUCGGAGGUGUCCUCUGAGGUCUACGAAGAGCAUUCAGGGAGAAAAGUUUCAUCCUCUGAGGAUUCUUGCAGUAGAGCUUGACGUGCAUCUUCUACUAAAAGCGUUCGCUCCAUGGCUGCUGGUGUGAAAGUGAGCUCCCCAAACUGAUGAGCUUUUAGUGGACCUGGAAGGCCCUCAACCGAUAGGAGGGUAUCCAUUCAAACCGACCAAUAAGAGUUGAAGUUCAAACUUCAAUAACAACAACCAUUUUUGAGUUUGGGGCAAAGCCUCCUUUGAUCUAGGCGUGCGCGCACAUGCAUAGGCAUGUGCACAUGUACAUGCACGAAUACACACUGCAUAAAGUGAGUUCAUGAAAGCUCAUCUCUUGACCAAUGGUAGUGCAGGAUUUCAAAUCAUAACACUUGAAUUUGCAGAAGAGCUUUGCCAGAAAAUGGUUGAAUUUCACAAGCACGCUGUCUUUCUGUGCAGUUAUGAAUCUGAACAGAAAUACUUUGUAUUUUGGGGAAAUAAAACUUAUUAGUAACAUAAAAAACACAUUUUGUCCACAUCUGCCUCACAGUUCUGAGGAUCGGGGUUCAAAUCCCGGCCCCGCCUGUGUGGAAUUUGAACUUAUGCCAUUGUCACGGGAAAAGCAUUAUAACACAUCAAGUAUACAGUAUAUUGAAAAAUAGGAUUUAUAAUGGGAGUCAAUGAGCCAAAAUAUUCAAAUUUUAACUCCUGCGUAUAGUCAAUUAGCAGCUCCUAUGAAUACAUUUUUUUAAAUUGCAUUAUGGUGACAUUUUGAAGUUAUACAUGUUAAAACUCUGGCUAAAAUUUCAGCCCUCUUGUCUUUGUUUUUGAAUGGUUUGUCUUUAAUGAAAGACAUGAAAGUCAACAAAAAAGGCAUAAUUUGUACAGAUGAUGCAUGAGGGGUUAAUAAAAUACUCACAGCAUGCUUGUUCGGAAAUGGAGCUCACGCUACCUCCCAGCUACCUCAAAAGUCUAGCAUCCGUCAUACUUCAAAACAAAUAGUGUUCUUGCACUUUUUACAUGUCGGCUUGUGUGUCCCUACAAGAACUUAAAAUCAGUCCAGUAUUUGCCCCAAUGUAACAUAAAAGUAGUUGAGGAACUAUUUUCCUUUUGUUUCGAACCACUGCUGUUUGUUUUACAUUAAACAUGCAUUCAUUGUGGCCUUCCUGUGGUCACUCACACUGAAUGUUGUGGAGAAGUGGUUGCAUUUCAUUUAGUUGCGUGUCAUUGAGCCAUUUAUUUUUUUUUUAAAGAAAAUUUGUUCGAGAAGAGGCAUUAAAUGUGAUUGUUACGCCUUAUGUCUAACAAGGAGUAUGUGCUUCCAUACAAAUGACUGCCGUUUCAUACAAAAACCACAAGCACCACUGAUUACUUUUUUUGUUAAUGAUGUUACAAUGUAUUAGCUUUAACUGUGUGCUCAUUUACGCGUUUUUUUUGUUCUUUAUAUUCUUUUUAUAUGUAGACAAAAGUGGAUUGCAUUUGCCAAGUGUGUCACCACGUCUGGAAUUGUUAUGUUGAACUUUCAAACAAAACCAAUUUAAAAAAAAAAAAAAUUGUUAAG
Molecule: messenger RNA, 8922 nt
Organism: Phycodurus eques (leafy seadragon)
Lineage: Eukaryota; Metazoa; Chordata; Actinopteri; Syngnathiformes; Syngnathidae
Product: zinc finger protein 135-like
Exons: 4
Coding region: 176-1936 (586 amino acids)
Source: RefSeq, a predicted model, not a curated record